AUGCUACCCUCUGUAACGCCUAUUAAAGAAUUUCAAUCGUAGCCAUUAGUUAGAAAAAUCAUGAAAUCUUAAUUAGAAAGCACAAUAAAAUCAAAUAAGUCUUCAUCUGAUAUCAUUAAUAAAUAAUGCAAAUCCUCUUAUUAACAUUAUAGAAAAUAGAACAACUAAUAAGAGGAAAUAUAAGUUUAAAAACUCUUUUUUAGGAAUCGUGAAAGCUCUUCAAGAGAUACUCCUCCAUCAUUUCUUAUUACAAAACAUUUUGAAAGUAGAUAAGAAAUGAAGCCGCUAACUAUUGAAGAAACUAAAUACUAAGAAAAAAUAGAAUUUCAUGGCAAAAGAAUGAAAUUAAAUUAGGAUUCUAUUGAAAACAACCUAAUGAAAAGUUUCUAACGCUUUAGAUUACAAGAAAAUGUUUGUUAAAGAUCAAUAGUAACUUCAUAAAGAGCCAAACGUUCUUCCAUUACUAUGGAAUAGAUAUCUACAAGAGAUCGUUUUUUUACAAAAUCAGCAGGGUAGUUUUUGUAAUAACUAUUUUAAGAAUGCGACAAAUUGUUAUUGUUAAUCAAUUAUAUCUAAAUACAAGUUCGUUACAAUAUAUAUUUAUGUAUGUACCUGAUCAUUCAAUUAAAGAUAAAUCGAUUUUUGAAGAAUUCACUUCAGUUGUCAAGAAUAGGUUAAUAAUAAUUUAAUGUUUAGGCUUAAAAUUAAUUCCAAAAAAAUAUACUUCUAUUUAAAAGAUGGAACACCUGUAUAUUCCCAUUUAGAUAUACCACCAAAAUAGAGUGUUCUAAUUUAUUCAACAUCUACUGUAUAUAAAUAGAUUUUUAAUCCAUAAUUAUUAUAUCUCGAAAAUUGUUGUUCCCUUUAUAAUUGUGAAGAAAUUACAAAGAAAAAUGAACCAGAUUAUACUUAAUAAAUUGAUAGCAUUAUUCAUACAUUAGUGCAUUAAAAUUAUUAAUCUAUUGAUGAUGAAUAUUAAGUGGAUAAAGUUCCUGAAGAAAUAGAAAUUAAUUAAUAAUUUAUGAAUUCUAAAGAACUUAAACAUUCUUAUAAAGAAAUCAAAAGAAAUAAAAAUUUUAAACCUAUUAUCAAUAAAAUGUUCUAACCUUGUAAUGCUGUUAAAUAAAAGAAUUAUCUUUAAUAAUAUAUGAAUGAUGAAUAUAUAAUUAAGAAUCCUAAAAUUGAAAAAUUAGAAAAAAUAGAAGGAUGGUAUGAAUAAGAAUUGAAAAAGAUUAAAUUUAAACCAGAAGAAGAAAAUUCAAAUGAAGAUUUAAUGGCUGUUCAUGUUGAUAGUAUUUCAAGUCAAUAAACUAUUGAAAAGUAUUUAAUAUAUUAUAAUUAGUUAAAUAUCUUAAGCAGCUAAAUUAUUGGAACCUCUUUUAAAGAAAUUCUUAAAUAAUAAUAGUGGAUACUCAAAAGAGGAUGGACCUGAAGUCAAUUUUAAUAAUGAUGAAGAAGAGGAAAAAGCAUAAACUAUUAAUCAUAUCUAAUAGAAUAUUAGGGAAUUAAUAACAAAUAAAGGAAGUCUCCAUAAAUUAUUAAAAAUUAAUAAAGAACUCUUUAUUUAGGGAAUUCCAAAGAUAUUAUCUGAGACUAAUUUCUCUAGAUAUGAAUUACAUAAUACUUAUAUACUUUAUUGUGCCUUACAAUAAAUCACAUCUUAACGUUAUAGAGCCUAUAAUGUAGAUGAUGGAGUAGAUUAUAAUACAUAUAGAAUGGGAAUUUAUUAGAUAUUUAUGCAAAGUGAAUAUUUGGCUUAAGAAAUCUUUAAUAAAAUUGAUUUUAAUUAUAGUGGUUUUUUGAAUUGGAAUGAAUUCUUAAAAUUAAUGGUCAGUAUUAGAGCCAAAACAUUGGUUUAGAAAUUAGAUUUAUUUAUUUAAAUUUCAGAUAAAGAUGGUAAUGGAUAAUUAUGUUGGGAUGAAAUCUUUCAAUUAUCAAAAGUUUGUUUAUCAAAAUAUAUACAAAAUAGUGAUGAUUUUUUGGAUAUGCUUUGUGAAUAUUAUACUAGAUUAAUAUUUAAAGUUGUAGAAAAAGAACCACAUGAAGAAAUUCCAUUUUCAGCUAUUAAAGAUGCCAUUUUAUAGUAAAAAGAAGAUUCAGAUUUACUUUGCAUGUUUUGUGGAGCUGAUAUUUGA
This is a messenger RNA of Paramecium pentaurelia, 2135 nucleotides long. The record is from the annotation of a GenBank genome assembly. Lineage: Eukaryota; Ciliophora; Oligohymenophorea; Peniculida; Parameciidae.